This is a messenger RNA of Pediculus humanus corporis (human body louse), 156 nucleotides long. RefSeq lists its product as uncharacterized. The record is from RefSeq and is a predicted model, not a curated record. The coding region runs from base 1 to 156 and encodes 51 amino acids. The transcript has 2 exons. Lineage: Eukaryota; Metazoa; Arthropoda; Insecta; Psocodea; Pediculidae.
AUGAAAGGAGGAGUAAAUUCCCCAGUCUACGUUGGACAAGGUGCUUACGGACAUCAUGGUCCAUUUGCAGUAAGCUACAGAGCUAGAGUAGAUGCACCGAGACAAGAUCUUCUUACUUUUUCAACAGUUCCACUCGAUCAUUUAUAUCAUUAUUAA